UAGAGGUUUGAGAUCAGUUAUUUAGAAUAACCAUGCAGAAAAAAUGUCUUGUGGCUCUUCUGCUUUUCGUAACUGGGACAUAUUUUUAUUCAGAAGUGGCAAGAUUCGUUAAAGGCUCCAAUUAUUCAUCUUCAAAGGAAGAUCUCGCAUUACAGGCCGUUCAAACUCGAUUUCAAAAAGUAAAGGCUGAAUGCGGUCAGAUUUGUAUUACUGAACAAGCAAAGACAAAUGUUAUUGGAAAAGGAUGGUACAACAUUGUUCGCAAACCCUUCAGUUGUAAGAAAAUCUUCAAUUAUGAUGUCUUUGACAGUUCCACUGAGCUUGAAGAAUCUCCACAUAAGAUUCCAGCCUUUCUAUAUGAUGAGUUCACAUACCAAGGAAGAGUGCACGUUUCCAACAUGUUCAGAAAUGACGAAACACCAUUCUCUAAAUACGCUGAUUGGAAUAAAGACAUGGUGCAAAAUUUAGUCACCAAAAUAAGACAUGGAAUCCCAACAUCUUCAUAUGGAGCCAAGGCAUAUUCCAGUUUAAAGUUGGCGAUGCAUCAUACAAAAAAUACUGGGGCUCAUGUCUUAGUUAUUGGAUCUCAGAAGCCCUGGGUUGAAGCCAUGUUGUUGGAGCAAGGCGCCUCUCAUGUGAGCACACUCGACUACUCAAGUAUCAAGUGUGACCAUCCACAGAUCACCACAUACACUCCACCCGAACUUACCGCAGCCUUUCUUAGUGGAACCCUCCCUGUUUUUGAUGGGGUGGUUUCCUAUUCAAGUAUAGAACAUUCUGGAUUGGGUCGGUAUGGAGAUGCACUGAAUCCUUAUGGUGACCUUAUUGCUAUGGCCAGGGCUUGGUGCCUAGUCAAAGACCUUGGGUUUGCUGUUGUGGGAGUCCCUACAGGACCAGACCACAUCACAUUCAAUCUGCAUCGAGUCUACGGACCCCUCAUGUAUUCUCAUUUGUUUGCGAAUUGGCAACAAGUCUACACGGAUACAGAUAUCAAUUUAUAUGUAUCGGAAAAACACCGUAAGCGCACCUAUGGAGGAGGAUUUUUUCAUACAAUUCAUGUGUUACGCAAAAAUCGAACUUUCUUUGCCUUGUGAUGUGCAAUUUUUCAAGAUUGUACACUGUCAAGCCUGAAUCCUUAUAGGCAUAAAAAUACAAAUAUGCGUUUUGUAAA
Molecule: messenger RNA, 1171 nt
Organism: Tigriopus californicus
Lineage: Eukaryota; Metazoa; Arthropoda; Copepoda; Harpacticoida; Harpacticidae
Exons: 4
Coding region: 33-1094 (353 amino acids)
Source: RefSeq, a predicted model, not a curated record